GUUUAUUAAAUUCAUUAAUUCAUUAUAAACACUUAACAUUCCAUUCAAAUCAUUCGAAAAAUCGCCGAUGCCCGAUGAACUAUAGUUUUUCACAUCCCUAAUCGAUAAGCAAAAGAGCGCGAUUUGUUCGGAAUUGUAUUAUUAUUGCAAAAUACAGAAUGGAAAUGGAAACAGAUUAUGACAACAUACGCGUGCCUUGGGUGGAAAAGUACAGGCCCAAAAUUUUGGAGGAUUUGAUUUCCCACGAGGAAAUUAUAUCAACAAUUAAUCGUUUCAUCGGCAACAAGCAGCUUCCCCACUUGCUCUUUUACGGGCCGCCAGGAACUGGCAAAACUACUACUAUACAUGCAUGUGCGCGGCAGCUAUAUACACCAGCCCAGUUUAAAUCUAUGGUGUUGGAGCUGAAUGCAUCUGAUGAUCGUGGUAUUGGUAUAGUGCGGGGCCAAAUACUAAAUUUUGCUUCGACGAGGACAAUAUUUUGUGGAACUUUUAAGCUUAUCAUCCUUGACGAAGCAGACGCCAUGACCAACGAUGCUCAGAAUGCGUUACGAAGGAUCAUCGAAAAGUACACAGAGAAUGUGCGUUUCUGUGUAAUCUGCAACUACUUAAGCAAGAUAAUACCUGCUUUGCAAUCUCGCUGCACUCGCUUUCGGUUCGCACCGCUGUCGCCAGAACAAAUGUUGCCGCGCCUGGAUAGAAUUAUUAAAGAAGAAGCGGUUAAAAUUACAGAAGAUGGAAAGAAGGCGUUGUUGACUCUAGCAAAGGGCGAUAUGCGAAAAGUCUUAAACGUGUUGCAGAGUACUGUCAUGGCUUUCGACUUGGUAAAUGAGGAUAAUGUAUACAUGUGUGUUGGAUAUCCGUUGCGGUCUGAUAUAGAAACAAUUCUACAAACACUGCUCUCGACGCGCACCUUCGUUACAGCAUUCGAUACAAUUGAGAAGGCUAAAUCUAAACGAGGCCUGGCAUUGGAAGACAUUCUCACAGAGUUGCACCUUUUUGUAAUGAGACUCGAAUUGCCAAUGUCCGUAAUGAAUAAAUUAAUAAUCAAGCUGGCACAAAUUGAAGAGCGUUUAACAAAAGGCUGCACUGAAGGGGCACAAACAGCAGCCCUAGUUUCUGCAUUCUUCAUAUGUCGCGAUAUGAUUUCGCUGGAAAGCUAAGUUACUAUAUCAGUGUACAAUAACAAAAAUAAAUUCAUACCUACUCUAA
This is a messenger RNA of Scaptodrosophila lebanonensis, 1209 nucleotides long. It is a transcript of the gene RfC3, whose product is annotated as replication factor C subunit 5. Gene Ontology annotation, cellular component: nucleus; DNA replication factor C complex. Bases 159 to 1160 code for a protein of 333 amino acids. Lineage: Eukaryota; Metazoa; Arthropoda; Insecta; Diptera; Drosophilidae. The transcript has 6 exons. The record is from RefSeq and is a predicted model, not a curated record. Gene Ontology annotation, molecular function: DNA binding; DNA clamp loader activity; ATP hydrolysis activity. Gene Ontology annotation, biological process: DNA-templated DNA replication; DNA repair.